AUGGAUGGAAAAAAUAACACCAGUUGGAUUGAAAUGGAUGAUGAUGAUGAUGAAAAAGAAUCAACCUCUUCAAAUUCUAAUUUGUCAUCUUCAUCAUCAUUAAAUUUAAAUGGUUCUUUAUAUGAAUUAUCCGAGCUCCUCAAACAUCUUCCUAUAAAGAGAGGAUUGUCUAUGUUUUAUCAAGGAAAGGCACAAUCUUUUGGUUCAUUAGCAAGGGUGAAAAGCAUAGAAGAUCUUGCAAAGAAAAAUAAACCAAAUUAUAGAAGUAAAGUGAAAUCAUGCAAGAACUUUGGUUUGUGCACUACAAAAGCAACAAUAGCAAAGAAAUCUUCAAGAAGAACUUCUUUUUCGAUAACAGUUUCUAAGAAAAAGAGUUUCCUUGGAGAGUCUAGCUAG
Messenger RNA from Vicia faba (fava bean), 396 nucleotides. The record is from the annotation of a GenBank genome assembly. NCBI's taxonomy places the organism in Eukaryota, Viridiplantae, Streptophyta, Magnoliopsida, Fabales, Fabaceae.